Messenger RNA from Alnus glutinosa, 1220 nucleotides. Its product is annotated as GDSL esterase/lipase 5-like. NCBI's taxonomy places the organism in Eukaryota, Viridiplantae, Streptophyta, Magnoliopsida, Fagales, Betulaceae. The record is from RefSeq and is a predicted model, not a curated record. The transcript is spliced from 5 exons. Gene Ontology annotation, molecular function: hydrolase activity, acting on ester bonds. Bases 1 to 1113 code for a protein of 370 amino acids.
AUGGCAAGGAUAGUUUUUCACUUGGAUUACUUCAUUAUCUGUAUAACUCUUGCAUUGUCAAUCAGCUGCAGGGCAUGUGGCUGUACAACGGAGAAUACUAGUCCCUUCUUCAUAUUUGGGGACUCAACUGUUGAUCCUGGCAACAAUAAUUACAUCAACACUAUUCCGGAAAACCAGGCAGAUUACAAGCCAUACGGACAGAAUGGCUACUUCGGAGAACCCACAGGACGCUUUUCUGAUGGCCGUGUGAUUGUAGAUUUCAUAGCGGAAUAUGCAAAGUUGCCAAUUAUUGCUCCAUUUUUGCAACACUCAGCCGAAUUUAUCAACGGCGUUAACUUUGCCUCUGGUGGGGCUGGCAUCCUCCCAGAAACCAAUCAAGGACAAGUGAUUGAUCUUCAGACACAAAUAAAAAAUUUCGAAGAGGUCGUUGAAAAAUCAUUAACAGAAAAGUUAGGGGACGGCAGAGCAAAGAAGCUGAUCUCAGAAGCUGUUUACUUCGUUAGUAUCAGAAGCAAUGACUAUAUGGGUGGUUAUUUAGGUAAUCCAAAAAUGCAGGAAUAUUAUAACCCUGAACAAUAUGUUGGGAUGGUAAUUGGGAACUUGACUCGGGCAAUUCAAGUGCUGUAUGAGAAAGGGGGUAGAAAAUUUGGGUUUCUAAGCUUGUCUCCACUAGGUUGCUUACCAGCCCUUAGAGCUCUAAACCCCAAAGCCAGCGAGGGUGGUUGUUUUGAAGAAGCAUGUGCACUCGCACAAGCACAUAAUAAUGCUUUAAAAGCUGUCCUGGCAAACCUUGAACAUCUAUUGCGAGGAUUCAAGUACUGCAACUCCAAGUUCUAUGAUUGGCUUCAUGAGAGAAUAAACAAUCCCUCCAAGUAUGGUUUCAAGGAUGGAGUGAAUGCAUGCUGUGGAACCGGACCAUACGGGGGCAUCUUCACCUGUGGAGGCACAAAGAAGGUCCAAGAUUACCAAUUAUGCGACGACGCCGGCGAUUAUGUAUGGUGGGAUUCUUUCCAUCCAACAGAGAAAAUACAUGAGCAAUUUGCCAAGGCUCUCUGGAAUGGUCCCACUUCCUCUGUAGGGCCAUUCAACCUAGCUACAAGACCUCUUCCUUAGAAAAGAUCAGAACCUCACCAUUGCUGAUGAAGUUGACGACCCUGAUAGCCAGCACUUCCCCUACGAAUCAGGAUUACUUUCGGGCCCAGUGAUCCUGUUUUCUCAGU